Diorhabda sublineata is the source of this 7240-nucleotide messenger RNA. RefSeq lists its product as uncharacterized. NCBI's taxonomy places the organism in Eukaryota, Metazoa, Arthropoda, Insecta, Coleoptera, Chrysomelidae. The transcript is spliced from 9 exons. The coding region runs from base 334 to 2055 and encodes 573 amino acids. The record is from RefSeq and is a predicted model, not a curated record.
GUCAUUUACCUGCCAAGAAAUAUAGUUACCUGAGACCGUCGCGUUCUCAGCCAACUAAGUGUCUACGUCACAAUUGAACUUGGAAAGAAUUUAACAGAAAUUUUACCUACUUAUCAAUAAAAUUCGGUGUCAGUGUGCUCAAAUUCAAUCCCUGAGGGACACCCUAAGAAAGUGUGUUUGCGGAUAACUGUGUCGUGGUUUUCUUUUUUUAAUUUUUGCCGAACAUUAUUGCAACAAUAUCGGUUCUCAAAUUAACAAUGCUAGUCAUCACCGCAGACCUGAAUCUAUUCUAGUCCAUUGAAGAAAAUCUUAUAUUCUAUUCGUAUUCACAAUAUGUCUGAAUCAACACCAAUCUGUCGUUGUAGAGUCCUUUACCUAGGUUCUAGUGUACCUCAACAGACCAAAGAUGGUUUGCAAGGAAUACAAGAACCACUUCAAGAACUCUACCCAGAUCAAGGUGCGACAGGGGCAAAAGGGAUAGACUCCUGGUUAAGUGUAUGGUCAAACGGAAUAUUAUUGGAAAAUGUAGAUGAGAACCAUAAAAAGAUUACUAGGUUUUUCCCAAUUGAGAGUCUGCAUUAUUGUGCGGCUGUAAGAUAUGUUCUAGUCCCAGAAAAAAAUACUCUACAUAGUCCAAAUCCUAGAUUCCUUCCAUUAGAUUCUCCUUUCGCUCGCACUCCCAAUCCCACACAUCCUCCACUUUUCGCUGCCAUUUUGAGAAGAACGACUGGGAUAAAAGUACUCGAGUGCCACGCUUUUAUUUGUAAGAGAGAAGUUGCAGCAAAUGCUUUAGUUAGAUGUUGUUUUCAUGCUUACGCUGAUUCAUCGUAUGCAAAACAAGUGGAUACCGCAGGUAGCAUAUAUGGAACUCUUGCAUCUGAAAGAUUAACUAGUAAAGAAAAGAUAGAUGAAUGGAAGAUGAGUAGAUCUCAAUCAGGUUCCACAAUGACGUUAAAUACUAUAACAAAUACCAAUCAAAAAGAUGAUAUCAGUAUCUAUAAUGGAGAUGAGAAUCAUAAAGUAUGGGCAGGUUCUCAAGACAACUUAGAUGGUAUAUAUGACGUUUAUUCUACUAGUACCAUAUCAAGACCUACUCGUCCAAGACAAAUUUCUCAACCUGUUGCUGUACCGCCUCCUCCGGUUAAAGAUAAAAAGAAAAAAACGAAACAAAAAUCUUUGAGUGGAUCCAGGGAGGAUUUGUACCACCCAAUGAUGAAUGGUAAAGCUAGCAGUUUAGCGGGUUCAGUGGUGAAGACACGACAAAUUCAACCUCAAAUGAACGUAGCACCGCCUCAACCUAUAUACAUAAUGACUCCACAUCCUGGAACUCUCCCAAAUCCAAAAUUCUUCAAACAUCACGGCAAUACCUAUUCCCAUAGACCAAGAAGUAAAGUUCUGAUACCAGCAAGACCCGUACCACCGCCGUUAGUUCCCGUAGCGCCGGUGAUAAUACCAACUACAAUGCAAAAAAACAAAAAGAAGCAUAAACACGUCGAAGAACCGAUUUACAUGCCGAGCAACAGAGCCUUAAGUCCAGUAGCCAGUUAUCAACCUGUAAAUUUUCCCCACGAAGCUUAUUUGAUGCAACAUUACGCAACAAUGGAGUCUCAAGGAAAGCAAAGGAGUAAGAAUAAAGAGAAGAAUUCAGAUAAGGCAAAAUUAAACAAAAAAUUAGGGCAAAGUAUGAAUGGUUUAGACGAUCCUAAUCUAAUUAAUGAUGAGAGUCCUUUUAAUACGGGGAUUUAUAAGAAAAAGGGGCAUUUGAACGAAAGAGCGUUUUCCUAUUCGAUCAGGCAGGAGCAUAGAAGCAGAAGUUAUGGAAGUUUGGCGAACUUGAAGUUUGCUUCCCCAAUUCCAAACGGCCACGAUGUUGAAGACCGUGAAGAUAUGAAGAAAGAAAGGGAAAUUAUGCAAAUGGUACAAGAUUUGGACCUUUCCGGAGACGAGCUGGAAAGAUCUGAAGUACCCAGAGGCAUGUACGAUACUAGAGCUGGGCCUCCUGGACCUGUUAUUGUUACUGCUCCCCAAAUAAAUGGCAGGGGUCACCGAAGAUAAGUCUAGGAAUGGUGAAAUAAAUCUACAAUAUAUUUCUUCCGAACGACAAUUACUUUAGAUGACAGAAUCAACAUAUAUCUUCGAAAUAAGAGUAGGUCAUAAUCAGAUUUUGUGAGUUUAUAGUAGGUACAGUUUGAACACAACGACUUACGUUUAUGAAAUGACACUCAGUUACAUGAGUAUCGUCAUUAAUGAUAACUGACAUUUUUGAUAGAUUAUAUCAUUCAAAUGAUUAUCAUCAUGUCGGCCUGUAUUUUUUGAUUUGUCAUAAUUGUAUCAACUCAAAUUUUCCAAUGAAUCCCAAGACUUCUGUACGGCAAGUAAGCAUUGUAGAAGACUAUACAGAACUUCAAAAAGCAAUCAUUUGGAAAUCAAUAACCGUAGAAAAAUGUAGAAGAGACUUAAUUAAUUCAUUAGGUGUUUGGGAAACUCAUCUCGAGUAUGGAGAUUAUGCGAAAGAAGUUCUGAUGGGAUAUUUGGUUUUAACAAAAGGCGAAUCAAAAAUACCUACCGACUACUCGUACAUCAGUGAACUACAAGUUAAAGAAGACUUUCCAAAUUUGAGCAAUUAUCAGAAAAUAAUACGGCAGCAAACCUACAUGUAUCUUCUUUUAGAAUCGGCUGAAGUGAUAGCCAAAGAGGAACACGAAUCUUCUAAAAUAGCAGCCGAUUACGAGUCGAACAGUUUAGUUAUUCUUAAGCGAUUUGGAUAUGAACAGGAAGGACAAUUAUUAUCUAAAAAAUUAGAGAAUAUUGGGUUUUUGAACGUUUUCAAAAAUAUGGAUUUGGCGUUUGAUGAAAAUAAGAGUCUCAUUGAGAAUCCACUCGAUCCUGAUGCUGCAGAAAAAGAAUGGUUGAAAAAUCAUGACGCAGAUUACAGACGACACAGACUUUUGUAAGAAUCGAAAAUAUAAAUAUUACACUUUUUCACAAUUAAGAAUUUAUCAGUGAAUAUUCUUUUUAUUACAAAAAAAGUGGCAAAAAACUUAAUAUAUCUUGAAUUUGACAGGUUAGUACUUAUUGUUGUUUAACUACUCUUUCAAUACUUCUAUUUACACCGAGGUCUAUUUAGAAAGUAAGUUACCUUUCGUAAUUAGAAAAAAGCAAGAACAAUUCUCCUUUCUCACAACCGCAAAUGAAUCAGGUACUUGUUAUAGCAAAGGAGAAGCUUUGAAGUUAUUUCGUCACAAAAGGGUUGAUUCUCACUAUACACUCCAUUUUGAUCCGUAACCAUUACAUCGACGUCCCAGUAUAAUUCAGUAAUGUUGAUAUAAGUUAUGUUGAUAUAAGGUUCGUUUCAACCCAUCAAAACACCGUCCUUGGUACGGUGACGAUUCUGCGAAUAGAGAUAACGUGUUCCAACCUGGCGGUUACCGUUACGAACGAUUCUUAUUUGUGUUCUUCUUCUUCUUCUUCUUCUUAUUUUAAGACUAUGUCUUGUGUUUUCAAAGAGGCAGCCUAAGUUGUGACUCCGAGGACCAGCUUUCAUACCAGCGCUUUGGUGGUCUUCCAGGCGGUCUACUUGUAUUGGAUCUCUCUUCCUUUGCGAUUUUCGCCAGUCGAUCGUCGUCCAUUCUAUUGAUAUGAUCUCUCCAUGCUCUUCUUCUAGUUCUGGCCCAUCUCACUAUAUCCGGAACGUCACACAUUCUUCUAAUUUCAUUGCUUCUUAUUCUUUCUCUUAGUGUUUUCCCUGUGAUCGAGCGUAAUGUCUUCAUCUCGGUCGAUCUGAGAAUCCGCUUAGUAGUUGCAGUCUCCGCCCUCGUUUCUAUGGCGUAUGUCAUUACUGGUAUGACACAAGUUUUAUAUAUCCGUGUUUUGCUUUCGAUACUUAAAAAUUUAUUACUCCAUAUCACGGUUCGAAGGAAUCCCGAUAUCCUAGAUGCUGCUGUUGUUUGCGUUUUGACUUCUUGUUUCAAGUUCCUAUUGCUCGUGAUGUUAACCCCUAAAAAUUUAAAGGACAUAACCUGCUCUACACUUUUAUUAUAAAUUGCCAGUUUGCAUCUUCUUGGUUCUCUCGCUAUUGUCAAGGAUUGUGUCUUUUGUGUCGAUAUGAUCAUAUUGAAUUUUCCUGCAACUGUUUCAAAUCUGUGUAGCAGUUUUUGCAGAUUAUCCUCAUCUUCGGAUAUCACAACCGCGUCAUCAGCGUAGCAAACUAUUUUGAAUUCAUGUUUUCCCAUUCUGUAUCCUCUGCCUGCCGUUUUGACUUCUUUUAUGAUUUCGUUCAUUAUAAUGUUGAAGAGUAUUGGGCUGAGACAAUCUCCUUGUCUGAUCCCUGUUGAUACUGGCAUUUUACUGGAGAGUUCGUUGUUUAAUCUUACAUAUGUGCUAUUUCCGUUGUUCAUGUCCCGAAUGAUGUCUAUUUUCCUUUGGUUUACACCUCGUUCUUUUAGUAGCUCAAUGACGUCAUGUAAUCUCACUCUGUCAAAUGCUUUUGUUAAGUCUAUGAAGCACAUUAACGCGGUUUUAUUGUAUUCUAUGGCCUUUUCGGCAAUCUGUCUUGAGAUGAAUAUAGCGUUAUGGUUGAUCUAUUUUGUCUAAAUCCCUGUUGUUCUUUGCUCAUGCCGCUACUUGAGAUUUCUUCUGCAAUAAUUUUUGUUAGUAAUUUUGAAGUCGUGCUUAGGAGGCUGAUCCCUCUUUAAUUAUUUGGUUCUUUCUUUUCCCCUUUUUUUAUUUGUGUUCCAACUGAUUUAAAUAUCGUCUGUGAACCGCUUCCUGACGGUCUUUUCGAUACUGGGAUAUCAAGUACUGUUACAAGAACCGUGUAUAGCCGGAGAUUGUGCUGAAAAUAUCUAUACCGUUUUAAGUACGAUCCCGACUAGCAGGUUGGAACAAACCUCUAGAAAUCAGCUUGAAAUGUGAUUAGAUAUGUUUACAAAGAUUAUUUCAAUUCUCCAAUAGGGGCUGACGACUGGCAAAUGGAUGUGAUUUAAAAAGCUUAGCCCCUAUUAUUAUAACAUAUUAAUUUUAUAAGUACUUUUUUGUUUCAUAAUGUUUCUGGAAUGAAAUAAAUAUAUAUAAAUAUUUUUGUGCUUACACAAUGCGACGUUUAGUUCUUUUACAACUGCUUGUCUUUAAAGUUAUAGUCACUAUAUCUACUAUUUUCAAAAUCAUAAAGGGUCUAACUCAUUUAGCUUCUCGUCAUUCAUAUUUAAAUCACUUCUCUGUAAUAGAUAACUGUACGUUUCAGCCUCUAAGGUAAAAAUAAGUUUCGAAUGAUUUUUAACGGAUUGGAAAAGGAACGUAUAUGGAACGGAAGAUGUGUAUACACACAUUAUUUUACAUUUAAUAAUAUUUGAUGUAAAUGAAAAGGAAGGAAAAUGGAAGUAUAGUGAGAAUCAACCUUUAAUUUUCCUUCUUCGAUCUGUCUCUUCGAUGCAGCUAGUUGUCGUCAUUGAAGCAUUGAGUUGUUACAAAGUUCUUUACCCUUUAUGAAAGUAUUUAUCACAAGAUCAGUACUAUAGAACCUUAUGAGCAGAAAACUCACAUUUGAAUAAAUUGUGCAGCUCUUGACUGUGACUUGCAGUGUGAGCUGAAGCAUUGAAAUGCACAUCUGGCUUUUCCUAGAAAACAGUAACCAAGAUCUUCCUUUGUAAUAAGAUUUGAGAAGAUUUUCUUUUUUUUUUGGAGAAAAAGUUAUGUGCCUCUUGUCUAUGAACUGUAAUUUCGUUUAGCAAUUUACGUGUUGUAGGCGGUCGGAAGUAUCGCUAACAUUUAUUGUAGUCUGUAGGCGAUUUUGCCAACCAUUAUUGACAACAUAUAUGUUAGUACAGUUUCAUUAUUUCAAAAAAUAAAGAGCAUGAAACUUGUUGAAAAUGGAGCAAAUGCGUGAAACAAUAUCUUGAACGUAUUUUGGCUGUCCAAUCAUCUCUUCAUUAUAAACGUGUGUUUUGUUUCCAACAAAAAUUAAAUCACAGAGAGUCAUGAUGAUUGCACGCCGUCUAAGGUACCCUAAAAAAUAUGUAAUCAGCGCUCCUAACGGCAAUUGGAACGAUUUAUUACCCAAUAAAUAGCCCCCGAAUUAUAUAUUCAUCACAACUGUCCCUUUCCUUUAAUUCAUUUAACGCCUUUUCUAUAUCAAAAUGAAUGAUUUUGAUUAUUUGUAAGAGUCGAAUUAAAUAUUUUCCCUCAGUGGUAUAGGUGGUAUAGUGUAUGUUUUAUCAUAUUAAUUAUUUAAAAAGAUCCUAUUACAUUUUUUUAUUACCUUCCCAUGUUUUUUUUCAAACUUGUUGAAGGGGCAGAUCUUUUCUCUACUUAGUAUCUACGCACUUAAUAAUUUAAAGGUGAAUAGUUUUUGAACGGAAUAAUACAAAAAAUAUGAGAAUUGAAUGACUAAUAAGGGUUAAGCAAGUUGUUAAGUUAUUGGAGACACACAUGUUUAAUAACCAAUAUAUAAAAUUGGAUAUUUUGAACAUUUUUGAUCAUUAAACAAUAUGAUUAUCGUUAUGUUAUGAUAGCGACAGAGAUUCUUAGGAAGGAAAACAAAUCUAUCCCUACAACAAGCCUCUGGUAUUAAACAUUUCUUAAAGUAUCCUAACGGUUUGCCAAGUUUUAACAGAAAAUAAUGGAAUAUUCGUAAUUUCUCGGAAAUGAUAAGUAUUUUAAAUAAACAAGUUUUUUUUUAUUUGUUCUUAUUCUGUAACACAAAGUUUCUCCAAAUUAUAACACAAGUAAAAUUAAUUAAAUGUAUACAUUAAGUAAGUUCAGUAAAACGUCGUCUUUGAUGAGGAUCAUUUGAUCAGAUCUAUUUCAUUCACCCUAAUAGAAUGUGAGUACUUCAAAGAAUUUUUUAGAUUUCUUUCUUCUGUUACUUCGAUUGAAUUAUUUGAUUCUGUAAAUACGUUCUAAUACUUUUUUAAUCAUAGUAAUAUUGUAGAUUAUGAAGUGUAAAUAAUAUCAUUGAUAAAUUCCAUUAUAAUAUCUUUAUUCUAAAUUUGCUCAAAGUUUUCGCUUGGGAUAUUACAAAUUAAGAGUUUAUUAGAUAAAAGAUGAUAGAGAUUAAUUUGAGAAGAUGUUUGAGCUGCAUCGACCGAAAAAGAAAUUAGAAAUAAUGAAAAAGGGGUAAAACAUUAUAUAUCUUUCAAUAUCUUAAUGACAUAUAUAUAUAGUUUCAAUUUUCGUUUUUGAAUGUUUUGUGGAGCUUCUAUCUCAUUGAAAUAUAUUAAAAAAAGAAGUAGAUUUUGCUUUA